Spodoptera litura is the source of this 1437-nucleotide messenger RNA. Its product is annotated as putative glutathione-specific gamma-glutamylcyclotransferase 2. The record is from RefSeq and is a predicted model, not a curated record. Gene Ontology annotation, biological process: glutathione catabolic process. NCBI's taxonomy places the organism in Eukaryota, Metazoa, Arthropoda, Insecta, Lepidoptera, Noctuidae. Gene Ontology annotation, cellular component: cytoplasm. Gene Ontology annotation, molecular function: glutathione specific gamma-glutamylcyclotransferase activity.
CCGCAAUAUGAGAGCGCAAUGGGUGGUCGUAUAAGUUUUAAAUAACAUAUUUAGUGCUUAUUAUAUUUUAGUUUGUGACUAAACUAAAUAACAACAAUGAGACACAAGUAGAAUAAUAAAAGUGGAGUUUUAAUAGUCUGUGAUACGAGUACGCGACUCGGUCUUGCGCUUUCUAAUUUUCCAUUCUUUAUUUGAAAUCGCGAAGUGUUGUACGAGAAAAUUUUCAAUUAAAAUUAGAUUUAUAACAUAAAAUUGUAUUGAAAAUCACAAUGGAUAUGUCAGAAGAUAGGAGUAAUGGAAUGGAAGCGAGGAAGGAACCAUUCUGGGUGUUUGGUUAUGGUUCCCUUUGCUGGAACCCAGGGUUUCAAUACCAGCAAUCAAUCACUGGUUACGUUAAAGGAUUCUCAAGAAGAUUUUGGCAAGGCAACACAACUCACCGAGGGACCGAAUCGAAGCCUGGCCGAGUCGCGACGCUCAUCGAGGAUAAGGAAGGCAUCACCUGGGGCAAAGCAUUCCUGAUAUCAGCGGACGACAACGCAGCCUUACCUUACCUGUCCACCAGGGAAUGCAAGCUCGGUGGCUAUAGAACCCACACAGUCAACUUCCACCCUCGCCCCAACCUAUUCGGAUCAUCAUCAUCCUCCCUUAGUAUCACAGAUAAGAAGAACGCUCUUUUAUACAUCGCAGUGCCCGAAAACAAGCAUUGGUUAGGCGCAGCCCCCUUACCUGACAUAGCAAAACAAAUUCUAGAAUGCCAUGGACAAUCCGGUCCAAACGCAGAAUACCUUUUAAGGCUAGCAGACUUCAUGAGGGAAGAAAUCCCCGAAGCGUUAGACGAACACCUCUUUUCCUUAGAAAGGUUGGUCAGAAAGUUCGCUUCUGACAUGAAGAUCUGUUUGAGAACGCUGAUGGGAGAGGAACCUCAGGAGGAGAAGCAAGAAGUGAAAGCUGUCGUGCCCAGCUACCAGUUCGCGUCCAGAAUUCCAGAGAAGAAAUUACGUUGUGUCAAUAUGUGAUAUGAAUUUAGGUCGCCAUGGACAAUUUGGAUAAUUGUAACUUUGUAGAGAAGGAAGAUUGUCGUUGUUGUGAAGUUGACUGAGGUAAAUAGUUGCGAUAUGACCAUUAUUUUGUAAUGUAUUGACAUUUUUUGACGUAAUUUCGUAUUAAAUCGGCCUAACUGCGCUAUGUAUGAUAAUACUCUUAAGUGAAAUUUUGCUAUGAAUAUUUUAGAACAGCUGCAAGAAAUUAGUUUAAAUGCUUGACUUUUUAACGCUUUUGACAUAAAUCGCCGUCACUAGUUGUCUUGAUGUAGCCAAAUCGGGUACUAGGUAGUAAUGAAAUUGACAUUUUACAUGUGAUAAAUGAAUUGUUUUUGUAAAACUAAUAUAAUAGUUUAUUUUGUUACAUUAAUAUGGUUAAAAACCAUUUAAAAUUCGU